This is a messenger RNA of Drosophila persimilis, 748 nucleotides long. It is a transcript of the gene robl62A, whose product is annotated as dynein light chain roadblock-type 2. Lineage: Eukaryota; Metazoa; Arthropoda; Insecta; Diptera; Drosophilidae. Gene Ontology annotation, biological process: microtubule-based movement. The transcript has a single exon. Gene Ontology annotation, cellular component: centrosome; cytoplasmic dynein complex; cytoplasm. Bases 46 to 360 code for a protein of 104 amino acids. The record is from RefSeq and is a predicted model, not a curated record. Gene Ontology annotation, molecular function: dynein intermediate chain binding.
UUCAACAUCAGCCCCGACAGUAUAUAGAUAUGUAUAUUUUCUACAAUGAAUAAGUCUAACUUCAAGAAACUGGCGGCUGUCGUCCAAAGCAAUUCGGAGAAUACGGCGCGCAUCUCGGAGCAGACGAGUGGCUAUGUGGUGUCUGAGAAUGGUUCGGACACUCUGAUGCAGACCUCCUUCGACAACAGCACGGCGGUUGGGAUCGUUAAGCAUUUGAAUUCGAGUUUUGUGAAGUUGGCCCAGAGCUCCGUCCGGGACCUUGAUCCCACCGACAAGCUGUGCUUCCUCCGGGUGGUAACCCGCAAGUUCGAGUACAUGGUGGCCCCCGAGGAGAGUUUUGUCAUAACAGUGGUAUUGUAACUGUGAAUGCAUUGCAUUGGAGUGGGAUGGCCAUAGUCACACACACGCACACACACACGCGCUCAGGGGAGCCACCUUUGAUGCAAUGAAAUGGGAUGGAAUGGGAUGGACAUAGCAGCACGCAGGGGAGAGACUUGCCGAUCUUCGGAGGGGACGUAGCACUGUUGUUCCUAUUCUCCACACUUGAUGGAAUGCGCUGCGUUGGAGUGAGAAACACAGAAACACAGUCACACAAGGAAGCACAGCACCACGCACUCUCUCUGCUCGUUCCGUUGUUGUUGGUUUCUUUUUUGUUUUUGGAGAGCCUGAGGGUCUGGUCUGGGAAUCUGUGAGUCUGCGAAUCUACGAAUCUGCGAGCAUAAAUCUUUAACCCCAAAACUAAACGAGC